Neohortaea acidophila is the source of this 1632-nucleotide messenger RNA. RefSeq names its product t-complex protein 1 subunit zeta. Gene Ontology annotation, cellular component: chaperonin-containing T-complex. Gene Ontology annotation, biological process: protein folding. Bases 1 to 1632 code for a protein of 543 amino acids. Lineage: Eukaryota; Fungi; Ascomycota; Dothideomycetes; Mycosphaerellales; Teratosphaeriaceae. The transcript is spliced from 2 exons. The record is from RefSeq and is a predicted model, not a curated record. Gene Ontology annotation, molecular function: ATP-dependent protein folding chaperone; ATP binding; ATP hydrolysis activity.
AUGUCCGCCGCACAAUUACUCAAUCCGAAGGCGGAGAGCAGAAGACGAGGAGAGGCGCUGCGAGUGAACAUCUCCGCCGGCGAGGGCCUGCAAGAUGUCCUCGCAUCCAACUUGGGCCCAACGGGCACGCUGAAGAUGCUGGUCGACGGAGCGGGUGCCAUCAAACUCACCAAAGAUGGCAGUGUGUUGUUGAAGGAGAUGCAAAUUCAAAAUCCCACGGCCGUCAUGAUUGCGAGAGCAGCAACCGCCCAAGACGAGAUCACGGGAGAUGGGACAACCUCUGUCGUCUUGAUGGUGGGCGAACUGUUGAAACAAGCAGACCGCUACAUCUCCGAAGGCCUGCAUCCGCGUGUCAUCACCGAUGGUUAUGAGCUGGCGAAGAACGAAUCUCUGCGCUUCCUCGAUCAAUUCAAAUUGCAGAAAGAGGUGGAUCGGGAACUCCUCCUCUCCGUCGCCAGAACGUCACUGUCCACCAAGAUCAACCCCAACCUCGCCGAACAACUCACUCCCUCGAUCGUCGACGCCGUCCUCACCAUCUACCAACCCCCUGCCAUCCCCGACCUCCACAUGAUUGAGAUUAUGACCAUGCAACACCGAACAGCCGCAGACACCCAACUGAUCAAGGGCCUUGCUCUCGACCACGGCGCCCGACACCCUGACAUGCCCAAGGAGCUCAAGAACGCGUAUAUCCUGACCCUUAACGUCAGCCUGGAAUACGAAAAGAGCGAGAUCAAUUCCGGUUUCUACUACUCCUCCGCGUCGCAGCGAGAAAAGCUCGUCGAGAGCGAACGCCGCUUCGUCGACGAAAAGCUCCGCAAGAUCGUCGAGCUCAAGAAAGAGGUCUGCGGGACAGACGGGAAGAAGAGCUUCGUCAUCGUAAACCAAAAAGGCAUCGACCCCCUCUCCCUCGACGUGCUGGUGAAGAACGGCAUCUUCGCCCUGCGCCGAGCAAAGCGAAGAAACAUGGAGCGUCUCCAACUCAUGUGUGGCGGCACGGCGCAAAACAGUGUCGAAGAUCUCACGCCCGAUGUCCUCGGCUGGGCCGGCCACGUCUACGAGCACCAGCUCGGCGAGGAGAAGUACACCUUCAUUGAAGAGGUGAAGGACCCCAAGUCCGUCACGCUGCUCAUCAAGGGCCCGAACGCACACACCAUCACGCAGAUCAAGGAUGCCGUGCGCGACGGUCUGCGCUCCGUGUACAACAUGAUAGUCGACAAGUGCGUCGUGCCAGGCGGCGGCGCCUUCCAAAUCGCUUGCGCCGCGCGCCUGAAAUCCGACGAUUUCAGCAAGCAGGUCAAGGGCAAAGCGAAAUGGGGCGUCCUCGCCUUCGCAGACGCCCUGCUCAUCAUCCCGAAAACACUAGCCGCAAACUCGGGCCACGACAUCCAAGAUUGCCUCGCCAACCUUCAAGACGAGCACGCCGAAGGCAACGUCGCCGGCCUCGACCUGACACUCGGCGAAGCCAUGGACCCCGUGCAGACGGGCGUGUACGACAGUUUCCGCGUGCUGCGCAACGGCGUUGCGAGCGCGACGGGCAUCGCGUCGAAUCUGCUGCUGUGCGAUGAGAUGUUGAAAGCGCGACAGAUGGGCAAAUCGGGGCCGCCGGGCGGGGCGCCGGAUGAGGGGGAGUGA